Molecule: messenger RNA, 993 nt
Organism: Rattus rattus (black rat)
Lineage: Eukaryota; Metazoa; Chordata; Mammalia; Rodentia; Muridae
Gene: Cd79a
Product: CD79a molecule
Exons: 4
Coding region: 242-685 (147 amino acids)
Biological process (GO): B cell receptor signaling pathway; B cell differentiation
Cellular component (GO): membrane; B cell receptor complex; external side of plasma membrane
Molecular function (GO): transmembrane signaling receptor activity
Source: RefSeq, a predicted model, not a curated record
ACUCCUGAGAGAGCUGGCAUGAAGGGGGCUGGAGCAAUCUUCUCCAUCUCCAGGCUCUGACCCAUCUGUCUCCUCUCAUCUCUCCACAGGUCCCGGAUGCCAGGCCCUGUCGUUAGAAAGGGGUCCACCAUCCCUGACGGUGAACUUGGGUGAGGAGGCCGUCCUCACCUGUAAGAACGACGGCAAGAACCCUAAUAUCACAUGGUGGUUCAGUCUCCAGUCCAACAGCACAUGGCCCCCAAUGCCACUGGGUCCUGGCCUGGGUCCCAUGGGCAAGCUGAUCUUCCCCGAAGUUAACAAGAGCCACAGGGGCUUGUACUGGUGCCAAGUGAUAGAGAGCAACGUAGUAAAGCGUUCCUGUGGCACUUACCUCCGAGUGCGCAAGCAAGUCCCGAGGCCCUUCCUGGACAUGGGGGAAGGCACCAAGAACCGCAUCAUCACGGCAGAAGGGAUCAUCUUGCUGUUCUGUGCAGUGGUGCCAGGGACGCUGCUGCUCUUCAGGAAGCGGUGGCAAAAUGAGAAGUUUGGAGUGGACAUGCCAGAUGACUACGAAGAUGAAAAUCUCUAUGAGGGCCUGAAUCUUGAUGACUGCUCUAUGUAUGAGGACAUCUCCAGGGGACUCCAGGGCACCUACCAGGACGUGGGCAGCCUCCACAUUGGAGAUGUCCAGCUGGAAAAACCAUGACUGACAUCCCCCCACCCUCCCCACUCCCUGUCCUGCUGUGCUGUCUGCCCCUGCCUGCCCUAUGCCCAACUCCAGAAUCCCUGCCCCUGCUGCUCUUCCCCUGUGCUUGUCCCUCUGGAGUGUCCCACCCUUGCCUCCAGGCUGCCCCGCCCUAUUCUCGUCCUUCCCCCUCGGGUUCCCUCCCUAGUGGGUAAUGAGCCCUUAAUCGCUGCCUCUAGGGGAGCUGAUUACAGCAGGCUCGUUAGUGUCACCCCCUCCUCCCAGAUCUGUCAUGGCCACUUAAGUGAUAAUAAAUCCUUCCCAAAGCA